AUGGGGAAAUCGAACAAGGCGACGACAUGGGAGCAGGAUCAAUACCUCCAAGCAUUCGCUGGGCUGACCGUGAACCAGCUCAAGUCGCAGGCAACCGACGAGCCAGACGGCGUAUUCAAGUUCAGCGCCAACGAGAAGGCCCUCGCACUCCAGCACGCCGUCAAGAACGUCUACACCGACAAAGUGCCACCACCCAUCAACGUCUUCAUCCACCUGGUCACCGGCGUCAUUCCUGUUCCAAUCCAGUACGGCCUCGAUGCCACGGAAGCAUGUCUUGAAGGUGUCCGACGUCUGAUCAUGCACGUCAUCGCAGAGGCGACCAAGCAGGGCCUCGUUCACUCCGAGGACGUUGGCAAUGGAGUCUGGAAGGUCCACGUGUCGACACACCUCAUCAACUGGGAUGGCACUGGAGGCUGGAAAGCGAUCAAGAAGCCUUCACUCUUCCCCGAAGGCCCAGUGCAGCAGAACGAAUUCGCAUCCUACCAAAAGCUUGUUCCCAACGCUACUUCCGCAGAAUCCUGGGCCACUCUCAUCAAGAUGGCAAUGCACCACUUCGCCGCCACGGCCAACUCGCAAGUCGUUGCCCAGGCCGCCAAUACCAUGAUCACUCCACGAGUUCUCGCUGCUCCCACAACCGCCCUCGCCGGAAUCACCAACACACCUGCCACCACUUCUACCUACCGGCCAUCCAACUUCACUGACCAGCCCACACACGAGCAAGACAACCAAAUGAAUGCAUACUACGCCUUCAGACGCUUCUUGGGUCGACACAACAUCGAGGCCAGACAUGGAGUUGCUCCGCCUGCUCAUGUGCUCAAGACUUUCGCUUGGAAUGGGGGUAAUGGCGAGAAGCAGCCUGGACAUGAUUACGUCAAUUGUUUCGCAUGCACAGGUGGGCGGUAUUGCUUUCUCUCCACCUCCGUCCGUCAUUAUCUCGAGCGUGAAAUCUUGCAGAGUCUCGUGUAUCUGAUAGUUAUGAACAUCAACGCGGCGAAGGCUACUAUUGAACCUGGCAUCACGUUCGCGGUAUCGCACGAGUACGAGGCCAAAAGCGAGAUACGGAGACCGGAGUACAGCAUAGAGAUGAACUAG
This is a messenger RNA of Pseudocercospora fijiensis CIRAD86, 1092 nucleotides long. RefSeq lists its product as uncharacterized. The record is from RefSeq and is a predicted model, not a curated record. The transcript has 4 exons. NCBI's taxonomy places the organism in Eukaryota, Fungi, Ascomycota, Dothideomycetes, Mycosphaerellales, Mycosphaerellaceae. The coding region runs from base 1 to 1092 and encodes 363 amino acids.